AAUUGAUGGAUCAUUAAACUAAUAUAAAGCCGCCUUCUAAAACAAAUUCAAUGGCCAAAUUUCCCUUUAGUCAAUUUUCCUCUCCUUCCCGUCUCCUUCCUCAACACAAAGACACUCUCUCUUUCUCUCUAUAUCUAUAACUCCACAAUUCAAUACCAAAUAAUCCCCACUUACAGCUUUUCCUUCUACAGCAAAAUAUGGAAGUGGAAGUGGAAGUGGUGGUGCCGCUGCCCUCGACGGUGGACUUCAACUUUGAUAGCAAUUGCUCUUCUCCUUACAUGACUGCUCCUUCUAGUCCUCAAAGAUUUGGUAAUUUUUUCUUAAGUGCUCCUACAAGCCCUACUCGUGCCUCUACUUUCUAUAGAGACCUUCGAGACGUUUCUUUAUCUUCUUCUUCUUCUAAUAUUCGUUUUAACUGGGAAGAGAAGCCUGGUACUCCUAAAUCGAGAAAUGAAAGAGAUAAUAAUAACAAUACUGAAGACCAAGUUUUUAACGAUGAUGGUGAUUUUGAGUUUGAUUUUAGUGGUCAAUUGGACAGAACUUCAUUGUCUGCUGAUGAACUUUUCGACGGCGGCAAGAUCCGGCCAUUAAAGCCACCACCUGGUUAUGCUUCUUCUGUUUCUUCUCCAAAAUCAUCACCAAAAUCAAGAAAGAAAGAUUUUGACCCAUUUCAAGCUGCAUUAGAAGAAACAAGAAGAAAAGAACCCGGAAAUCAAGAAAGAGGAAGACACAGAACCAUUUCUGGUAAUAAAGAGAUGGAAAAUCAAGAAAAUCAAGAACGAGGAAGAGAAAGAAACAUUAAACAUAAAGCAAGCAGAUCUCUGUCUCCUUUUAGAGUAUCUGAUCUCAUGUUCGAUCAAGAAGACAACUAUAAUAGUAACAAUUCAUCACAGAAUGUAAAAGUGACUAAACCGUCCUACGCGUCAACUUUCUUGUCUGCGAUAUCAUUUUCGUCAAAAGGUUACAAGAAAUGGAAGCUUAAAGAUUUAUUACUAUUCAGAAGUGCAUCAGAAGGAAGAGCAACAGCAAAUAAUAAAGACCCAUUAACAAAGUAUGUUGUGUUGUCUAAAAAAGAGGCGGUGGUGGAGGAUGCCAAGAAUGCUAGUUUUCGGUCUGCUGAUAGUAGUAUCGGUGGCUCUUCACGGCGAAGAGGGCCGGUCUCAGCCCACGAAUUACAUUAUACGGCGAACCGGGCGGUUUCGGAAGAGUUGAAAAGAAAAACGUUUUUGCCUUACAAACAAGGACUAUUGGGUUGCUUAGGAUUCAACCCUGGUGUGCAUGAGAUCUCUAGAGGUGUUGGGUCUUUGACACGUGUAUGAUCCAGAUUGGCUUGAUCUGUUUCUCUUGGUUAAGCAUAUACUAGUUUCUUUUAUUGAUUUUUAUUUUUAAUUUUAAUGGUUUAUCUUCAUAUAUUUGUUACUUACAAUACAUAAUGGAGUGUCACCAUCUGUAUCAAAUAGACACAAUUGUAUGAGAAUACACUACUAUUGAUUAAAAAAAAAAAAAAAAAUUGGGGUGGAGAUUCUUGAAGAAA
Messenger RNA from Jatropha curcas, 1534 nucleotides. Its product is annotated as calmodulin-binding protein (DUF1645). The record is from RefSeq and is a predicted model, not a curated record. NCBI's taxonomy places the organism in Eukaryota, Viridiplantae, Streptophyta, Magnoliopsida, Malpighiales, Euphorbiaceae.